Lachancea lanzarotensis is the source of this 1101-nucleotide messenger RNA. It is a transcript of the gene CBS2, whose product is annotated as LALA0S03e02740g1_1. NCBI's taxonomy places the organism in Eukaryota, Fungi, Ascomycota, Saccharomycetes, Saccharomycetales, Saccharomycetaceae. The transcript has a single exon. Gene Ontology annotation, cellular component: cytoplasm; mitochondrion. Gene Ontology annotation, molecular function: 2-dehydropantoate 2-reductase activity; NADP binding. The coding region runs from base 1 to 1101 and encodes 366 amino acids. The record is from RefSeq and is a predicted model, not a curated record.
AUGAGCGCUCCGCGAGUAUACGCCUUGGGAAACUCGCCCUUGGUGUAUUUAAUGUGCAACGAAAUUGCGUCUUUGAGCUUUCAGCCACGAGUCCCAGAGCUUGUUCUUUUAUUACAAGAUCAAAAGAAGUUGAACCGAUUUUUGCACAAUGAGUCCAAAUUAGUCUUGGAGAGACCAAAAGGAGGCUACAAAGGCUCUAAUCAAUACAUGGCAUCGUGUUCCCCCCCUAAAUUUGCUUCUGGAGAAGUUGCCAAAGUCGAUAACGUCAUAAUCGGAGAAAAAACGCCCAAGCUAUUCACAAACGCACUGAAAAAAUACACGAAAUCGAUCCAUAGUGGGACUAAUGUACUUCUUUUGAAUCCAACGGUGGGUCUGGUGGACAUUUUGCGUAAAAAUGUAUGGCAUGAGAGAGAAAAUAGUCCCAAGGUGUUUAUAGGCGUGACCAACGAGCGACACAUUUCCCAGCCCAGCGAGUUCACAACCCACCUUUCAAGCUAUAAAAGCUCUCUCCAGGUUUCGGCAGUUCCAGAUACACAUUUGGGAUAUUCAUACCAGGAAGACGUGCAACAGGCCCAAGAGUUGGCGAAAACUAACUCUUUACUACGAUUGCUCAAAUCUAUAAAUGAAGAGCAGUCAGGCUCCGUCUUUGGAGUUUCGAACAGGUCCUACGGCGAUCUUCUACUGUACAGGUAUGAAGAGCUCAUCACUCAAAGUUGUGUUCUUCCUAUCACCGCGCUCUACGGUCCUCAACCGCAUGAUAUCACGGCCUCAGGAGAGUUGAUGAAGAUAGUACGAAAUCUGGUGCAAGAAUUCACAUACACUAUUCAAGCCACAGACAGAUUUGUCAAUCAAAUACCGCAUUCCUCAGGUGCUUUAGAUCAAGAACGAUUGGUUUCCGCGGUAUGGCGAGCUCUCAAGAGUGAUAGACGAAAGCUGUUUUAUGAAACGAACUUUCACCACAUCAACCAAUUCAAUGGUUUUUUUGCAUUACAGGCCAAAAAGCGCAAUAUAAAGUGUCCCUUUAAUGAGGCAAUGAUGAUAUGCGCCAAAGCCAAACUCGAAUUAGCACACGAUUCCAACUUCAAUCACAGAUCUUUGUAG